GGAAGACGGGCAGUCAGAUCAUCUCCUGGAAAGCAUCAACCAAAAGCUCACCGUGACGGAAAUCUGAAGACCUCAUAUUUCUUAUAUUCUCUGAGAGUCCCCUGGAGCAUUUCCAGUGUCAUCCCCCCAUAAUCGGCAGUAACAGAAGCUCACUGGCCAGCAAGCUUUGAGUCUUUUUCUCUCUCUCCGCCUCUCACACUUGUCUUGCUACCAUGGCUCCAACACUGGCCACGGCCUUCUCCCGCCGGUGGUGGAUGGCGGUAACUGCAGUUGUGGAGAACCUGCUGUUCUCUGCGGUGCUGCUGGGAUGGGGCUCCCUGCUCAUCAUGCUGAAGUCUGAGGGAUUCUACUCCUACCUCUGCACAGAGCCCGGGAACAGCUCUGUACACAACCAUACAGAGUCGAAACCUGCAGACCCAGUGCCUGCGGACCCAGACUACACGGACUACUCAGACUACUACGGCUCGCCGACCAAGGCCCCGCCCGGCCACGCUGACGAUGGCCUGCGCAUGAACGGCUGGCUCAUCUGUAAGGAGCAGGACGAGACGCUGAACCUGGCCUUCACCAUGGGCUCUUUCCUCCUCAGUGCCAUCACCCUCCCGCUCGGCAUCGUCAUGGACAAAUACGGUCCCCGCAGCCUCCGUCUGCUUGGCAGUGCCUGCUUUGGCUUCUCCUGCCUGCUGAUUGCCUAUGGAGCCAACGACCCAAACAACAUGUCCGUCCUCAUCUUCAUCGCUCUGGCGCUGAAUGGCUUUGGCGGGAUGUGUCUGACCUUCACGUCUCUGACGCUACCCAACAUGUUCGGUGACCUCCGGUCCACCUUCAUUGCCCUCAUGAUUGGGUCCUACGCCUCCUCUGCCGUCACCUUCCCUGGCGUCAAGGUGAUCUAUGACAUCGGUGUGUCCUUCAUCACCAUCCUGGUGUUCUGGGCUGGCGGUGCCGGCCUCGUAUUCAUCAACUGCUUCCUCUGCUGGCCAUUGGAGCCUUUCCCGGGACCCGAGGACAUGGACUACACUGUGAAGAUCAAGUUUAGCUGGCUGGGCUUUGACCAUAAGAUCACCGGGAAGCAGUUCUACCAGCAGGUGACCACUGUGGGGCGCCGUCUGAGUUCGGGACAGUCCAUAAAGCACAAGGAGCUGCCCUCACAAGACGGCAACAAGCUGUGCCUGUCCACCAUGGACCUGGAGCUGAAAAGCGCGUCGGAAGAGGAAUCUCAGUCCUUCAUGAAGAGUGUCCUGAGCCCUGUUUACCUGCUGUGUCUGCUCACCAUGUCAAUCACACAGCUCCGCCUCAUCUUCUACAUGGGAGCCAUGAACAGCAUCCUGGAGGCCCAGUCCGACGGAAACCUCGACACAGUGGAGAGGAUGGAAGUGGUGAGUCUUUACUCCUCCAUCUUCGGCAUUCUGCAGCUCCUCUGUCUCAUGACCACCCCUGCGAUCGGCUGCAUCAUGGACUGGAAGCUGAAGGAAAGCGAUGAUGGAGAAGCGAAUGAGAAGGAAGUCAAGAAGGGUCAGCCACAACCCAAGAACUUUGACCGUCAGAUUCAGAAGAUCACCAACGCCACCCGGGCCUUUUUCAUCACCAACGUGCUGCUAGUUGGUUUUGGGGUGACCUGCCUGGUGCCCAACCUUCCCCUUCAGAUUCUGUCUUUUGUCCUGCACACAGUUGUCAGAGGGUUCAUCCAUUCCGCCGCCGGAGGGCUGUAUGCAGCUGUGUACCCAUCCUCUCAGUUCGGCAGCCUGACAGGGAUGCACUCCCUGGUCAGCGCACUCUUUGCACUGCUGCAGCAGCCCCUCUUCAUGGCCAUGAUGGGUCCACUAGAGGGAAACCCACUCUGGGUGGAUGUGGGUCUGCUAGGGCUCAGCCUGUUCGGCUUCUGCCUGCCCAUCUACCUGAUCUGCUUCCGCCGGCAGCUCGCCCACCAGAAGAAGGCACAGGACGAGGACGCCAAGAUCUACCUGAAGAUCAACGGCAGCAGCAGCCCAGAAGCCUUCAUAUAGAGAGAAGGGAAGAGGGAAGAGGAAAGAGAGAGAGAGAGAGAGAGAGAGCGAAGAAGAGGGAGUGAGAGGAGGAUGGGGGAGAGUAGCUCUUACUGUGACUUUAUGUCCUUUUUCCGAUUUCUUUUAGCCUUAUUCACUUAUCUCAACACAUCACCUCCUGUAGAACGACACUACUGAGAAACAAGUGUGUGUACACAUGCAGAGACACACUCACUCACACAUACACACACACACACACACACACACACACAGGAGCUCACACACACACUCUCACACACACACACACUGUCUCACACACACACACCC
Molecule: messenger RNA, 2306 nt
Organism: Conger conger (European conger)
Lineage: Eukaryota; Metazoa; Chordata; Actinopteri; Anguilliformes; Congridae
Gene: slc43a2b
Product: solute carrier family 43 member 2b
Exons: 15
Coding region: 213-2000 (595 amino acids)
Biological process (GO): neutral amino acid transport; transmembrane transport
Molecular function (GO): neutral L-amino acid transmembrane transporter activity; L-amino acid transmembrane transporter activity
Source: RefSeq, a predicted model, not a curated record